This is a messenger RNA of Aspergillus versicolor CBS 583.65, 1398 nucleotides long. RefSeq lists its product as uncharacterized. Lineage: Eukaryota; Fungi; Ascomycota; Eurotiomycetes; Eurotiales; Aspergillaceae. Gene Ontology annotation, molecular function: transmembrane transporter activity. The transcript has 5 exons. Gene Ontology annotation, biological process: transmembrane transport. The record is from RefSeq and is a predicted model, not a curated record. The coding region runs from base 1 to 1398 and encodes 465 amino acids.
AUGUUUCUCGGUCCCAUGAAGAAUGGCGUACCAUGGGGCCAUCGCUGGCGGUCGUCUGAUACCUUCAUUGUCAGCACGAUGAGCCUGGCGAUGUUCACUGAUGAUCUGCUUUUUGCAUUCAUGAUACCUCUAUUACCCACGAUUCUAGAGGAUAGAAUCGGCCUAGACCCAAGCCUUACGCAGCGAUACACCUCGAUAUUCCUUACAGAGGGAGCGCUCGUUUCAAUUAUAUCGAGCCCAUUUAUCGGGGCGCUGUCAGACGCGGUCUCCAGUAAAAAGCUGCUUUUACUGGGUCUCCUUGUGCUGACCUUGAUAACUACUGCCUGCCUGUCACUCACAGUUCAGUUGCCGUGGCUAUUUAUCGGUCGCUUCUUCCAAUCAAUCACCAGCAAUUCCCUAUGGAUCGUGGGCAUGGCAACUAUGGUCGAGAAUCUUGGGUCAGAACACAUCGGCAAGAUAGGCGGCCUGGUCACCACGCUUCAAUCCACCGGAACCACCGCGGGGCCAUUUCUCGCGGGCCUGUUGUUCGAAGUGGGAGGGUACUGGUGUGCGUGGGCGGCUGCGGGAGCAUUCCUUUUGGUGGACAUAACUAUGCGUCUCCUCAUGGUCGAAAAGUCUUCCGGUUCUCCCGCAACUGUAGAGGACAGAGUACGGGAUCGUCUUCUCCAGGACGACACCUCUACACUGGACAGUGACCAGUCUGAUGAUCGGGUUUCGUCGGACCUGCGCAGUUGGCGAUUCCAUGCCUACAUGUUCCGUCAAUCGCGCUUCGCUGCGGGAAUCUUCUGUGCGUUCGUUUUUGCCGUGAUAAUUGGGAGUUUGGAAAGUACCAUCUCAGUACAUGUGAGAAUUGCGUUUGGAUGGAGAGCUUUUCAUAUCGGAAUACUGUUGGCAAUGCUUCAGGGGCCCGGCAUACUACUGGGAUCAUCAGUAGGUUGGAUGAAAGACCGCAUCGGCUCACGAUUUCCAACCGCAGUGGGAUUGUUGGGAAUGGCGCCUUUAAUUACGCUUCUGGGAAUCCCCGGCGACAAACUGUUUCCAUGGGUGGAAGAUGCGCCCUGGGUGAAGAUUGCCUUCAUGGUUUGCAUAGCAAUGAUGGGAUGUCUAUUAUCUCUCCAGAGUGGGCUUGGUUCUGUAGAGGCAGCUGACACGAUCAACGCCAUCGAGGAACGCGAGCCUGGUAAAUUCGGUCCUCACGGAGGCUAUGCGCGCGCUCUGGCGGUGAUCAAUAUGACCUGGAUGGCUGGACUUAUGACCGGCCCCGUUUUGGGAGGACUUCUAGUGGAGACGGCUGGGUAUUUUGUUCUGCAUUGCUGCCUUGGGGUCUUAAGCUUUAUGGCAGGAUGUGUCGCUCUGCUUUUCCUGCGCUCUGUUCCAUAUUCAUCUCCUGAGAACUAA